AUGGCUUCAAAAUCUCUACCUGCCCGUGGAGGCCCUGACAGCAAGGCCGUUACUCCCGGCGCUCCUAACCAGACGCUCUACUGCACAAAUUUGCCCGACAAAAGAAUUCAGAAAAAUGAUCUCCGGACGGCACUUUAUUCCCUAUUCUCCACAUACGGCACCGUUCUCGACGUCGUGGCCAUGAAGACGAGCAAAAUGCGAGGCCAGGCCCAUAUUGUGUUCAAGGAUGUCCAAGCCAGUACGCAGGCACUGCGCGCUUUACAAGGAUUCGAGUUCUUCGGGAAGCAGAUGAAAAUCGUGUACGCCAAAGGAUCAUCAAAUGUCAUUUCCAAACUUCGCGGUACCUACGUUGCGCCAACUGAGGCUGCGGCAGCCCCAGUCACCACAGACCUCCAAAAGUCCAUCUUCAGUGGUCCUCCGGGUGCACUCCCUCCACGACCCACCGGUGCCAAUGGAGAGACUCAUGGCUUGAAGCGACCGCGUGAAGAGGAAAGCGAUAACGAAGAGGCUCCGAUGGACGAAGAUAGCGACGUGCCUAUGGAAGCUUCCUCAGAUGAGGAGUAA
Penicillium mononematosum is the source of this 564-nucleotide messenger RNA. Its product is annotated as U2 snRNP complex subunit MSL1. The transcript has 3 exons. NCBI's taxonomy places the organism in Eukaryota, Fungi, Ascomycota, Eurotiomycetes, Eurotiales, Aspergillaceae. Bases 1 to 564 code for a protein of 187 amino acids. Gene Ontology annotation, cellular component: U12-type spliceosomal complex. The record is from RefSeq and is a predicted model, not a curated record. Gene Ontology annotation, biological process: mRNA splicing, via spliceosome. Gene Ontology annotation, molecular function: pre-mRNA intronic binding; U12 snRNA binding.